AUGGCUACACGCGAUAGUUUUGUUUUAUUUGCCUCGUUUGUAUUUUGCUUUAAUGCUGUUGUUGUGUCGUCUUUGACUCAUGAUCAGAAGGUUGAUAUGAUAACAGAAGCGUACACUUCGCUCAAAUUUGUCGUGCAGUCUUUGAUAGAUGUACAAACAGAGAUCCAAGGAGCCGCCAUCACGGCUGAGGAUGAUAUCUUGACAUUGGAUGACUCGAAAGCUCGAUCUGAAUAUGAAGUGAAUGUAAUGAAGGUUGAUCAUCAGAUGAUGUUGGCUGAGCUUGCAAAACGUCAAGAGGUCGUCACCCCAGAAGAACAACAGGUAAAGAAUUACACCAGGGCUGGCACUAAAGGUGUGUGUGGGGGUACUCGGCAAAAUUUGCCUUGAUAACAAGGCAAAAUUCACUUGCACCUCCACCCCCCCCAUUCAAAGAGGUCUAGCAUCGCCCAUGAAUUACACUUGUUUUUAUAAAUAGAUUUUUUACUUUCUUUAACUCAAUAUGUAUAUGUAUAUGUAUAUGCAUAUAGGGUCAAUAUCAAAAGGUUUCCACAACAGCUUGUUUCAUCCAAGAGCCGAAUGAUCAACAUUGAUUUAAAUCCUAAUUCUGUAUCCUCACACAUCCCUACCUGACCUAACUUUAACCCUAUAACCCUAAUCCAGGGGCGUACAUAUAGGUUUUGUCGCAGGAAAUUUCUGAGGUUCAAACUGUUCCGGGGGGAGCAUACCCUAAUUGCAUGCAAGGUGGAGUAGACACGCCGGAAACGACCCUGAUCGGGAGUGAGUCUGUGUGGAUUCACAAAUCAGUAAUGGGUGUAGGCAGUUAGGAUGAAUUGUGUCGUGUUUUAGAGUGCUGAUGAUAGAGGCAAGGCGAUUGACGAAGCACAAGCAAAAGUUGAGGAACUUAAGCAAGGAAUUGCAGACGCCAAGACUAAAGUGAACGACCUGAAUCAGGAGAUGACAAGGACGACACUGAGCGCAGCCGAUCUCAAGGCGCUACAGGAUAAAGCGAACAAGGAAUCCGACAAUCCUGACGACCACAUCACAUUACCAGACCCUGCAGAUAUUAAAAGGAGAGCAGGGGAACAGCUGACAAACAUGCAGACUGUCAUUGAUACGGUUGUUGAUGACGUGGCGAAGAAUGAAGCACAAGAAUUGAAAAAUACGAUUGCAACGAAGCUUAAUAGUGCGUUAGACGGCCAGUCCAAUUUCGCUGUGUUGACUGUCCAAUGCAAGGAAAUUGAUGUGGCUCUCUUGCAGUUCAGAAAUCUGAAUAUCUAUGGCUCUGCUGCGAGAAUGGAACUGUAA
Paramuricea clavata is the source of this 1305-nucleotide messenger RNA. The record is from the annotation of a GenBank genome assembly. NCBI's taxonomy places the organism in Eukaryota, Metazoa, Cnidaria, Anthozoa, Malacalcyonacea, Plexauridae.